UAAUCAUGUAAAGUUGUAAUACGUCCGUGCCUACGUAAUCAUUUGAGCAGUUUGAACUUGAUCAUGGAAGAGGAAAAUUCUAGGAAGUAAAUACGAAAUAGUAUCAGGAUUAGUGCACGAAUGUGACAAAAUUUUCAACUUAAUCAGCGGCAACAUUUUUCCAAUCCUUCCUUUAAGGAUGGUCGCCCGCGCAAUUCCGGAAACUCAUCAACAUUUUCGAGCAUUUUUUCCUUUUACCCAAAUGCCAAGCACUGGUAAUAGUUAGUCAGCGGGGAUGGUUGAAUUUUCCAAGCCGUUAGUCGGAGCAGCUACCUUCCUCGCUUUCUACAGUAUGCAUUCUUUUAUUAUUUUUAUUUUCUGGAGGGGUUCUGGUUGGCUGGUGGACUUUCUUCACUUCUUCUUCUUCUUCUUCAUCAUCAUCAUCAUUUUCGUUCCCACCCAUCUCCUCACAGAUCCUGUUCUCCUCCUGCCACUUUCUGUUUGGAGUGGAUGAAAUGCUAAUUUGUACUUCUCCUUCUCAUCUUGACUCCUGACAUGCGUUACAUUGAGGGGAGUAUCAUUUGAUUUGACACUGCAAGAGUCUGAGAGGCAAUGGGAGGGUGUUGUUCCAAAAAAAGAGUUGAUAAGAGUAACUUAUAUGCUGCUGGCCGUGGUGGUAAUUAUGGAUCUGGUGUGGCUUAUCAGCCGACUCAGGUGUCCUUGAAUUCAGGUGGCAUGAGCCCACAGGUGAGGGAAAACAUGGAGAAGGAAUUACCAGAAUCAGAGGACGUGUCAGAACCGAAAAAAUCACGAGAACCAUCUCCAAAUCAUCAGAAAGGCAUGCCUGGAUAUGCGAACAACAUGGAUGAUUUCUAUGAUGGGAUUCCACGAUAUACAAGGGCUCGAUCUCUGAAAUCUAGAUCAUUAAGGUCACAGGGGGCGGUUGCAAAGGUUUCAGAAGUUAGCACACGUUUAGGUAAAGCUGGUAGUCUUGGGCUUGGAAAGGCAGUGGAGGUCUUGGACACACUUAGUAGUACUGUGAUAAAUUUGAACCCUACCGGUGGAUUUGCUUCUGGGGGUGGGACUAAAGGCAAUGAAAUGUCAAUUUUAGCUUUUGAGGUUGCAAAUACAAUUGUUAAGGCUUCCAACCUUAUGCAAUUCCUUUCAAAAAGAAGCAUGAGACAUUUGAAAGAAGUGGUGCUUCCUUCGGAAGGUGUACAACGUUUAGUAUCAACAGAUAUGGAUGAACUUCUAAGAAUUGUUGUGGCGGACAAGAGGGAAGAGUUGAAAAUUUUUGUGGGAGAAGUGGUUCGUUUUGGAAAUCAUUGUAGAGAUCCUCAGUGGCACAACUUGGACCUUUAUUUUGAGAAACACAGCAGAAGUCUUACUUUUCAGAAGCGGUUGGAGGAAGAAGCAGAUACAGUGAUGCAGCAACUAAUGACCUUGGUUCGGUAUACAGCUGAGUUAUACCAUGAGCUGGGUAUGCUGGACAGAUACGAACAAGAUUAUCAGCACAAGCGUCUGGAAGAUGCUAUUUCAAUUGGUCCUAAAGGUGGGGGCCUUGCAAUCUUGAGGUCAGAAUUGAAAAACCAAAAGAAGCAAGUACGAAAUUUAAAGAAGAAGUCACUCUGGUCCAGGAGUUUAGAAGAGGUGAUGGAGAAGCUUGUAGAUAUUGUCCACUUUUUACAUCUGGAGAUACGCAAUACCUUUGGCACUGUAGAUAGUGAUACACCUGUAAAUGGAUCUGUGAGUGAUCAUCAAAGAUUGGGACCUGCUGGUCUUGCAUUGCAUUAUGCAAAUAUUGUUAUGCAAAUUGAUGCCCUUGUAGGUAAAUCAAGUAAUAUGCCUCCAAGCAUAAGAGACGCAUUAUACCAGAACCUGCCACCUAGUAUAAAAUCAGCUCUGCGCUCCAAGAUACAAUCUUUCCAUGUCAAGGAAGAGCUAACCAUCACAGAAAUCAAAGCUGAGAUGGAGAAAACAUUGCAGUGGCUUGUUCCAAUUGCCACAAACACAGCCAAAGCCCAUCACGGCUUUGGUUGGGUUGGAGAGUGGGCAGGCACAGGGAAGGCAGCUGUGCAGACUGAUGUGAUUCAAAUUGCAACAUUCCAUCAUGCAGACAAGGAGAAAACUGAAGCAUUCAUUCUUGAACAAAUACUGUGGCUUCAGCAUUUGGCAAGCCGGUCCCAGCAUGGAACCAAUGGUGUAGGUGUGAGGUCAACUAUCAAAUCCCCAACAAGCUCAUCCACCCAUAAACCGAAUCAACAACCCAAUGACAAAGCCACCAACGCACCCUCACCCAUCCUAACUGAAAAAGACCAGGAAAUGCUGCAGAACAUGAGUAAGAAAAAACGAGCCUCAAGAAUCAGCAAGAGCCUGGACUUCGACUCAGUGAAAACCGGGCUAAGAAAACACAACAGGCUGAGCAAGAGCGGCAGCUACUCCCCAACAAGAGGAAGCAAGGAGUUAGCACCUGUGACCAGGUUCUCAUCAGGCUUGCCUGUCAUUGAUUUCGGUAUUGACAAGAAGAAGGCUUUGGAUGUGAUUGAUAGAGUAGACACGGUCAGAUAGAAGGGCUUCACACAUUCUGCAGAUUGCAGCCUGUGUAGCAUGGAAAGAUGGGAUUCCAUUACUUUGGUUCAUAUGCAAGGCAGGUAUCUAAAAACAAUACAGUGCUGAGUUGUGUGUAUAUGAUUUUGUGGCUCAAGCUUGUGUAAAUAUGACCCCGUAUUUUACCCUGUGCGUAGAAAACAUUUCCGGGAAAAUUUGUAGCUCCAAGACGAUGACGGUGAUGAUGAUGGUUUCCAGUAUCAGAAGGAAGGCCAAUUGAGAAAGAUGUAUUUGUAAAUGUCACACAUUUUCUGAGUUUCAUAGCCCAAGGCGGAGGUUUUGUUUCUUCUA
This is a messenger RNA of Vitis vinifera (wine grape), 2877 nucleotides long. Its product is annotated as protein PSK SIMULATOR 1. The record is from RefSeq and is a predicted model, not a curated record. Bases 592 to 2547 code for a protein of 651 amino acids. The transcript is spliced from 14 exons. Gene Ontology annotation, biological process: positive regulation of growth. Lineage: Eukaryota; Viridiplantae; Streptophyta; Magnoliopsida; Vitales; Vitaceae.